GCAGGAGCUCUCCUCCCGUUAUACGUUACAGCACUGCUGCAUGGACUUAGUCGAUACCUUCUAUAGACAUUUUCUGGCUGCACGUACAUUUAUUUGAUUUUUUUUUUCUGAAAAAGGGGGGGAAAGCUUCUUUUUUUUAAAACAAUAUGGAAAAAGAGAGAAGAUCCUCCAAGCAGUACGACUCUUUGGAGAAGACGCAGGUGGAAGGAGCGGCGGAGAAAUCAACAGAGGAUGUAAUUUCGAUGGCUGACUCCACAAUUACGACCGAGGACAUUGAAGGAGAGCUGUGCAAAAUUGAGCGGAUAAGAGACAUCCUGGUCCGGAGGGAAUCGGAGCUCAGAUACAUGAUGGAUGACAUCCAGCUCUGCAAAGAAAUCACAAGACUGAAGACGGAGCUUCAGAAACUUGUCUCUAUUCCAGACAAUGACAAGUCCAAGGAGGACAGGGUGAGGGAGGAAGAGCUGCUGCAGCAGAUCAACAAGCUGGUGGAGACCAGAGACUUCCUCGUGGAUGAUGUGGAGUUCGAGAGGCUGAGGGAACAAGAGGAGGACAGAGAAAUGGCCACCUUCUUACAGUCCAAAUUUCCCAAGACAUUGGCUGCAAAAGGUGCUUUGCAAGAUCAAACAGUGGCGUCCAAAGCCCAGCAGACAACAGCGCCAUUUUUCACUAAAACUGGACUUACACUUCUGAAAGACUGCUGCAGCUUCACCUGCUCCGUCAUGUAACACCGUCCAGGUGAAAACAGAGGAUUGUGUGUGUGUGGAUGCCCAUGUGAGCCUCCCCUGAGCUUUCAUGUGUAUAUUGUAUGUCUGCCCUGCUAAGAAAGAUGAUCUGCAUUAAUCCACAUGUGCAUACAAUGUAAGAGAUGCGUAUUAUUCUUAUUAUAUAUUAUGCGACUUGCUACUGUGAAAUACUGCGUUUGUAUGUGUUGCAGGAGGGAAGCUUCCUGGCUCAUAGAUAUAAUGCUUUUUGUCCAAUUAAGGUAAUUAGAUACUAUUAUGGCUGCUCCGACUGUGUGUUUGUGAUGUAUUCGAUGCAGUAAGAGUAGACCACUACACUUGCUUUAGUACUGUAGCAGACUAUUAUGUCAUUUUUGGGACUGCAGCUAUAGUGAUUACUUUCAUCAUUGAUUCAUACUUUAUUUUCAUCAUUCGGUUAAUUGUUUGGUCUAUAAAGUGCAGUAGCAGUACAUCAGAGAAGAGAUAUGUGUAGAUAGAGCUGAACAGUAACGCAGCAGACCACAACUUAAACCAAAGUCUUUCUCUGAAUCGGAUGUAAUUAGUCAUUAAGUAAUAUGUCUUAGUCUGUUUUGUAAGAAAAGAUUUUCACAUACUGAACAAAAAUAAUUAAAUGUGAACAUGUAAUCUAUUUUGUGUGACAUAUCUUUGCAAUGUUGUUAAAAUAAAGACUUUCAAUGCAACAACACAAUAUAUGUUAUCUUCAUAAUGUUGCACAAAGUGAUUCGAAUUUUUGAAUGGUUAUUCAAGAUGCGAUCUUCGGGGGGUGUUCAGAAAGAAGCGGAAGCCAGGACUUAAACACCCGACCCACUCCAAAGAGCAUCCUGCCAACAUCCUGUGUGUUACUGCCAUGACAA
Molecule: messenger RNA, 1594 nt
Organism: Anarrhichthys ocellatus (wolf-eel)
Lineage: Eukaryota; Metazoa; Chordata; Actinopteri; Perciformes; Anarhichadidae
Exons: 6
Coding region: 147-725 (192 amino acids)
Source: RefSeq, a predicted model, not a curated record